Molecule: messenger RNA, 378 nt
Organism: Brenthis ino (lesser marbled fritillary)
Lineage: Eukaryota; Metazoa; Arthropoda; Insecta; Lepidoptera; Nymphalidae
Source: the annotation of a GenBank genome assembly
AUGCCGCGAACUCAUCACGCGGCAGUUUGCAACUUCUCGUCCGACGCUGUUGCCAAACUAAAUACCACUUUAUUAAUUUCAGAAACACUCUAUUGUAUUACUCGUACUACAAAAAUAUUACAGAAGCACAAUGAACCAAUGCGAUUGGUUUAUAAGGUUAGAGGCGAGUCUUUGGUUUAUUCACCGCAAGUCGACUGGCAAAUUUCCCCCGAGUGCCGCCCGCACCUGUUCACAACUCAUUCAGAUUUCAAAAGACGUGAACCUAUUACGAUGCAGCGCGGCCUCGCGGGACGUGCUCUGCGCUACAAGCGCGGAGGGAUGCUGCGUCUCUCUCGGCGUCUCCCGGCGUCGGCUAAUUGCUUAAUGUACUAUGGUCUC